AUGAUGACCAGAAUACUCUGCAAUUCCUCGUCAUCAAUCUUCAAAAAUCUUCUUGGAUUUUCCUCCAUUCCACAAAGAUGGAUCAGGUCCAGCGAUGUCAACCGUGUCUGCCUUCUGGAAGCAACGAAGAUCAACACAGGUUUUGUAGGCGAGUGCUGUUUGAUGGCCAUAAACGCAGGCUUGUUCAUGGUCUUCAUUAAUGGACAGAACGCAAGAUUGUCGGGGAACCCGUCAAUGUACAUUUGUAACGGAACAGGACGAACACUUGGCGGGAAGUUGAACAAACCUUCUCUCACACCCAGCCAUCCGGCCAUGUCCAUGGCAUUGGAAACAGCAGUAGACAGUCCCAACAGUCUGACCGGACGUUUGGUGAAAGAAGAGAUAAAGUUCAAUCUGCUCACUAUGAUUUCCAGAAUUGGACCUCUGUCACUGGCAAGCAAAUGA
Messenger RNA from Ogataea philodendri, 444 nucleotides. RefSeq lists its product as uncharacterized. Bases 1 to 444 code for a protein of 147 amino acids. The record is from RefSeq and is a predicted model, not a curated record. NCBI's taxonomy places the organism in Eukaryota, Fungi, Ascomycota, Pichiomycetes, Pichiales, Pichiaceae. The transcript has 2 exons.